Molecule: messenger RNA, 300 nt
Organism: Ectocarpus sp. CCAP 1310/34
Lineage: Eukaryota; Phaeophyceae; Ectocarpales; Ectocarpaceae
Source: the annotation of a GenBank genome assembly
AUGGCUGCGAAAAGCUGUAUUGCGGGGGUCGCCCGUUUAUUUAACAAGACAGUCUUUUCGGUUCUUGCGAAGGUGUACCGAUUCAGAAUUUAACCUCAACUGGGAACCUCUUGUGGCCAGGAUGGGUAAUUCGAUGGAAGUGUCACAAGGUUCUUUGUGGGAUCGACUACCAGAGGAGUUCUCAGGACUGACACACAUUGUGUCCAUGGGAAAAUAUCCAAGUCAGAAGAAAAAGUGUGCACUCGAGGAGAUUCGAACCAGUAUCCUGCCGCUGAUGCCAUAUGCGAAGGUGUACCGAUU